CUCUGUGAGCGCGGUUGAAGGAAAGAGAGAGUACAAAGAAUGGGAGACUGUCUGUGGCACGGGGACUAAACAUCUGACGACGACAUGGCCAUAGUUAUAAUAUAUACACAAAUUCAACGGCUGCCUGGGAACAGACGAACCCCCUGACGGAGUGGCAAUGGCUCCAUCAACGGCCGUCCUCCCUCCCUCUCACCGCGUCCAAACCCACAUGGCCAGUUUUGAAGCAAAGCGAUGCCAAGGCGCGGAUUGGCUCGGACGUGUGGUGGGGUUGAAUAUCAGCUUACCGUUACCCCUGAGCUGUUGUCUGUUUCAUGAGAGGUCUGCGAUUGAUUGGCUGCCCCUGUUUCUCGCAGCGGUUGGGGUCGUCUGGGGGUUGGCCAUUCGGCGGGUUGACAUGGUCGGAUACAGGGUCACUUUGCGGCGGUUGCGCGCCCAAAAAGGGCAUUUGAACACCAGAGGAUUGGAUGAUCGUCGCACCCUUGCGCCAAGUUGUCACAAGUGCUGCCCUCAGCCAGGCCCAUCCCCCACGCGGCCCAUCACCAACCCAUCUUUCGUUUGUUCUCUUCUGUGGGGGAAACCAAAAGAUCCGGGGAGCGGCGGAGCUGCGGGAGUGGCACGGGCGCCGAGAGCCAAGAAUGCUUAUUUGGACCUCGACCAUUUUGCUUUUUGAGAUGAAAGGAAACAAAUAACUACCCCAAGCUGGGGGUGAGACGUAGC
Messenger RNA from Chaetomium fimeti, 717 nucleotides. RefSeq lists its product as uncharacterized. The coding region runs from base 158 to 670 and encodes 170 amino acids. The transcript has a single exon. Lineage: Eukaryota; Fungi; Ascomycota; Sordariomycetes; Sordariales; Chaetomiaceae. The record is from RefSeq and is a predicted model, not a curated record.